Homo sapiens (human) is the source of this 1606-nucleotide messenger RNA. RefSeq names its product tubulin folding cofactor C (gene TBCC). Gene Ontology annotation, cellular component: cytosol; cytoplasm. Gene Ontology annotation, biological process: post-chaperonin tubulin folding pathway. The record is from RefSeq and is marked reviewed. Bases 31 to 1071 code for a protein of 346 amino acids. NCBI's taxonomy places the organism in Eukaryota, Metazoa, Chordata, Mammalia, Primates, Hominidae. Gene Ontology annotation, molecular function: tubulin binding. The transcript has a single exon.
AAGACAAGAGAGAGGAAGCUUGAAGCCAAUAUGGAGUCCGUCAGUUGCUCCGCUGCUGCUGUCAGGACCGGAGACAUGGAGUCCCAGCGGGACCUGAGCCUGGUGCCUGAGCGGCUUCAGAGACGCGAACAAGAACGGCAGCUGGAAGUUGAAAGGCGGAAACAAAAGCGGCAGAACCAGGAGGUAGAGAAGGAGAACAGCCACUUUUUCGUCGCCACCUUUGUUCGGGAGCGAGCGGCCGUGGAAGAGCUUCUGGAGCGCGCGGAGUCGGUCGAGCGGCUGGAGGAGGCGGCCUCUCGGCUCCAGGGGCUGCAGAAACUAAUCAACGACUCAGUUUUUUUCCUAGCCGCUUACGACCUGCGGCAGGGACAAGAGGCGCUGGCGCGGCUGCAGGCGGCCUUGGCCGAGCGGCGCCGGGGGCUGCAGCCCAAGAAGCGUUUCGCUUUCAAGACCCGGGGAAAGGAUGCUGCUUCGUCUACCAAAGUAGACGCGGCUCCUGGCAUCCCCCCGGCAGUUGAAAGCAUACAGGACUCCCCGCUGCCCAAGAAGGCGGAAGGAGACCUCGGCCCCAGCUGGGUCUGCGGUUUCUCCAACCUGGAGUCCCAAGUCUUGGAGAAGAGAGCCAGCGAGUUGCACCAGCGCGACGUUCUUUUGACCGAACUGAGCAACUGCACGGUCAGACUGUAUGGAAAUCCCAACACCCUGCGGCUAACCAAGGCCCACAGCUGCAAGCUGCUCUGCGGUCCGGUGUCUACCUCUGUUUUCCUGGAGGACUGCAGUGACUGCGUGCUGGCAGUGGCCUGCCAACAGCUCCGCAUACACAGUACGAAAGACACCCGCAUCUUCCUGCAGGUGACCAGCAGGGCCAUCGUGGAGGACUGCAGUGGGAUCCAGUUCGCCCCUUACACCUGGAGCUACCCGGAGAUCGACAAGGACUUCGAGAGCUCUGGUUUAGAUAGGAGCAAAAAUAACUGGAACGAUGUUGACGAUUUUAACUGGCUGGCCCGGGAUAUGGCCUCCCCAAACUGGAGUAUUCUUCCUGAAGAGGAGCGAAAUAUCCAGUGGGACUAAGCAGUUGUCACUCUGUUCUUCACUCCUACCAAAUACUUUCCACGUUGGACUUUCCCCCUUAUUGGGUCUCGAAGUUUACUUAUUGUCACACUGUGUAUGUUUUCAGCAUUUUAAGGCUAGAGAUUGUAAUGGGCUCCUACUUGUAAUUUCCAUUAAAUUCGUAACAGGUAUAACACUAAAGCAUUUUUGCUAUUUUCGUCAUGCCUUUGAGACUGAGUCUUACUCCGUCCCCCAGCGUGGUGGCGCGCUGGGAUUACAGGCGCGCGCCACCACGCGAACUUGUAUUUUUAGUAGAGACGGGGUUUCGCCAUGUUGUCCGGGCUGCUCUCGAACUCCUGACCUCAGGUGAUCCACCCGCUUCAGCUUCCCAAAGUGCUGGCAUUACAGGCGUGAGCCACCACGCCAGGGCUUUAUUUAUUUAUUUUUACCACAAUAGUUUGAAGCAGUAAGGGGGAAGGAGGGUGAUUAUAUUGCUUUGUAAUGGUUUGUGAUACUUGAAACAUCACGGUGCAUAAUAAAGUAGGUCUGCAGUAAA